Molecule: messenger RNA, 1137 nt
Organism: Nematocida major
Lineage: Eukaryota; Fungi; Microsporidia
Exons: 1
Coding region: 1-1137 (378 amino acids)
Source: RefSeq, a predicted model, not a curated record
AUGGGAGAAAGCUCUGAGAGGGAGAAGAUCGAAAGACACUUGGAGAAUGGGGAGACAGCAGAGGCACAGGAGAUACUUAGCACCCCAGGGACUUCUGAGGUUCUGGUGGACGUCUAUACGGAGCUUCUGAAAGUCCCACUCGAUGAAACAGGCCUUUUAAAGGCAAUGCAGAAGCACAGUACCUCCCACAUUCCGCAUCUCUCGUACGGGGACUUCCUAGUGCGAAAGGAGAGACUCAGAGAAGGCAUUUCCCAGUACAAAACUGCAGCAAAAGUGUGCAAAAUCCCAGAGGAUCUCCCCCAGAUUCUGAAGACUAUCGCAUUCCUGCACCUCCAACUGAGAGAAGUCACAGAAGCCUUCCACACGGGAUGGACUCUCAUACAAAUAUCCCCGACCACGUACAAUAUGCGCCUCCUCCGGAACAUCUGCGAGAUCGCACGAAAGGCGAAUCCUCCCCUGAGCAUCCGGAGAGAGGCUGAGAAGACGGAGGAAGUCAUCGGAAAAACUCUGACGCGGAGAUCCCCCGUGGAAAGGGAGAGCGUAAAAAUGGGGGAUCUCGAAGUGAUUGGGUGCAGGGGCGUGGGGGAGUUCCUGAAAAGCAACGGGAUAGAAGCAUCUGGGCCCUUUGAGGUUGGACACUCCUCAGGGGAUCUUCCUGUCCUCGUCCUCCUGGAGAAGCACCGAUUCGACGAGUUCAUGCGGAGUCUGCAGGAGUUCUUUGUUUCCCCGGAGGAGAGAACGGGAGAGCCCUCCUGCGACGUAAUUAAGCACCUUAUGAAGGCAGAGGAUAUCCACCUUCUCCUGCGAAUUGGGGAGUAUAUGUACAGGAAUAGUCACUAUGUAAGUGCUGCUGCUGUCUUUGGCGUAUGUAUAGAUCUAUUCUCGCGGAUAGAUGCACUUCGCACGAAGUUCAUGCAGUUAGCAGUUACGCUGGACUAUCCCUUCUUCCAGGACGUAUACGAAGCAUCCCCGGGGAUAUACUCGGAAUACUCUGAAGCCGUUAAAAAACACAAUAUUUCCGUGCACAUAGUGAAGAGGGGGCAGGUGAAGGAGCAUCCGCUGGACAAAAUACUCGCAGAAAACUUCCCAGAGAAGAUCAGCACGGAGGCACGGACUCCCCUGGGGAAACCUGCAUAG